This is a messenger RNA of Hemicordylus capensis (graceful crag lizard), 2556 nucleotides long. Its product is annotated as vomeronasal type-2 receptor 26-like. The transcript has 6 exons. Lineage: Eukaryota; Metazoa; Chordata; Lepidosauria; Squamata; Cordylidae. Bases 1 to 2556 code for a protein of 851 amino acids. Gene Ontology annotation, molecular function: G protein-coupled receptor activity. The record is from RefSeq and is a predicted model, not a curated record. Gene Ontology annotation, biological process: G protein-coupled receptor signaling pathway. Gene Ontology annotation, cellular component: membrane.
AUGAUAAACAAUCCACAUUCUCCACCUCAUGAGUAUCUUCAGUCUGGAGCCCUCAUCAUUGGUGGCAUCACUUCUCAGAUUUUCAUUUUCUCCAGUUUCAUAGAAUUCACAGAAAGACCUCCACCUCCACAGCUGAAUGAAUUUGUUGUACUGCCGAAGAAUUACCAACACAUCCUGGCUUUGGCAUUUGCAAUAAAGGAGAUCAAUGAAAACCCUGAAAUCUUACCCAAUGUCACUUUGGGUUUCCGCAUCUAUGACAGCUAUUUCACUGCCAAGUGGACCUACCAUGCAACACUGCUACUUGCAUCCUCAUUGGAGAGAUUUGUCCCCAAUUACUUGUGUGAUACCCAGAAUAACCUGAUUGCAGUCAUUGGUGGACUGGAUCCCCUCAUUUCUCUUCAUGUGGCAACCGUCUUGGAUAUAUACAAAAUUGCACAGCUCACCCACGGUCCUGCUCCAGUGAUGAAUGAUAAAACCCCAGGACUUCCCUUCUAUCAAAUGUUCCCAAAUGAAGAACAUCAGUAUCGGGGGAUUGUCUCUUUACUUCUGCACUUCGGCUGGACAUGGAUUGGGGUCCUUGUUAUGGACAAUGACAAUGGAGAACAAUUCUUGCAGGCUGUGUUUCGAUUGUUUUCCCAUAGUGGUAUUUGCAUUGAGUUCAUAGAAAGAAUUCUACAAAUUACAUUUCUCGCUGAUCUUUUGGACAUGAUUAAAGAUGCGGCAAAGAUACAUGACAAAGUAAUGGAGAGCAAAGCCAAUGUGCUAGUGGUCUAUGGUGAAUCUUAUUCUGUGGCAUUUUUUAGUUUUGCAACAUAUUUAUCAGAAGUAGUGCUUGCAACAAAUGCACCAAAAGGUAAAGUAUGGAUAGGAACAGUCCAGCUAGCACCUGCUUCAUUUGCCUUCCAAAAGACUUGGGAUGGAGAAAUAUUCCAUGGAGCACUAUCCUUCACAAUUCACACCAAUGAUCUACCAGCAUUUCACCAAUUUCUUGAGAGCAGAAACCCAACCAUCACAACAGGGGAUGGUUUUAUCCAGGAAUUUUGGGAACGACUGUUUAGUUGCAUAUUCCCAGGUUCAGUUUUGGAUGAGGUGGAGGGGAAUCUUUGCACAGGAGGAGAGAAGCUGGAGAGCCUUCCUGGGUCAAUUUUUGAAAUGAGCAUGACUGGCCACAGUUAUAAUAUCUACAAUGCUGCCUAUACUGUGGCCCAUGCUUUACAUGCCUUGUUCCAGUCUAGACAUCAACACAGAGUAAAGAUGAAGGGAGAAUUCAAGCUUCAGAAUGAACAGUUCUGGCAGAUCCAUCACUUUCUGAAAGGUGUCUCAUUUAACAACAGUGCAGGCGAAGAGGUUUCCUUUGACCAGAAUGGGGAUAUAGUAGCUGGAUUGGAUGUGAUCAACUGGGUUAUUUUCUCAAACCAUUCUUUUCAAACAGUGAAAGUUGGGAGGAUGGAUCCCCAGGCCCCUCCAGACCAAGCGUUCACCAUCAAUGAGGGUGUCAUAACAUGGCAUAGAUUCUUCAAUCAGACACGGCCUCUUUCCCUAUGUAGUGAGAGUUGCCACCCUGGUUCCAGGAAGAAAAUGAGGGAGGGGGAACCAUUUUGUUGCUAUGAUUGCAUUUCUUGUCCAGAAGGGAAGAUUUCAAACCAGAAGGACAUGAAUGACUGUGAUAAAUGCACAGAUGAAAAUUAUCCAAACAGAAAGCAGGAUUUAUGUAUUCCAAAGGAUAUAAGCUUCUUAUCUUAUGGAGAACCUUUGGGGCUCACAUUAGUCAGUUCCACCUUUUCCUUUUCUUUCAUUACAGUUCUGGUGCUAGGAACAUUUAUGAAGCACCAUAACACUCCCAUUGUCAAAGCCAACAACAGGAACCUCACCUACACUCUCCUGGUCUCCCUCCUGCUCUGCUUCCUUUGCGCUUUGCUAUUCAUCGGCCAUCCUGAGAAGGUGGCAUGCCUUAUUCGACAAACUGCUUUUGGCAUCAUCUUCUCAGUAGCUCUUUCUUGUGUGCUGGCAAAAACCAUCACGGUGGUCCUGGCAUUUAUGGCCACCAGGCCAGGAUCCAGAAUGAGGAAAUGGGUGGGGAAAGGACUGGCCAACUCUAUUGUUAUUUUCUGUUCCUUUAUUCAAGCAGGCAUUUGUGCUGUUUGGCUGGCAACCUCUCCCCCUUACCCAGAUGUUGACAAGCAUUCAGUGGAUGACAAAAUUGUACUGGAAUGUAAUGAGGGCUCUGCAAUUUUCCUUUACUUUGUCUUGGCCUAUAUGGGCUUCUUGGCUCUUUUUAGUUUCACUGUAGCUUUUCUUGCCAGGAAGCUGCCUGACAGUUUCAAUGAAGCCAAGUUCAUAACAUUCAGCAUGUUGGUGUUUUGUAGCGUGUGGUUAUCCUUCAUUCCAACCUACCUGAGCACCAAAGGAAAAUACAUGGUCGCUGUAGAAAUCUUUUCUAUCUUAGCCUCCAGUGCUGCGUUGCUGGGUUGUAUCUUUUUCCCUAAAUGUUACAUUAUAGUGUUGAAGCCUCAACUGAACAACAGGGAACAGCUAAUAAGAAGAAAGGGUUUGUGA